This is a messenger RNA of Sphaeramia orbicularis (orbiculate cardinalfish), 1995 nucleotides long. It is a transcript of the gene naa50, whose product is annotated as N-alpha-acetyltransferase 50, NatE catalytic subunit. Gene Ontology annotation, molecular function: acyltransferase activity, transferring groups other than amino-acyl groups. The transcript has 5 exons. Gene Ontology annotation, biological process: mitotic sister chromatid cohesion. Bases 189 to 698 code for a protein of 169 amino acids. Gene Ontology annotation, cellular component: NatA complex. Lineage: Eukaryota; Metazoa; Chordata; Actinopteri; Kurtiformes; Apogonidae. The record is from RefSeq and is a predicted model, not a curated record.
UGACAGUCUCUACACAGUCGUGGAAGGAGUGCGGCGGCUAAGCUAACUGCAACCAUCGUAACUAGCUACAUGUGGAGGGUAAAACGGGAGGCAUCCCCGACCCCAACUCUGUCAAAAUUCCUUCUUUUUUACCCCAAACAACUUUAAAGUUCAGCCCAAUCGAAAAUAAGGGAUAAUCUCUGUUUACAAUGAAAGGUAGCCGGAUCGAGCUGGGGGAUGUUACGCCCCACAACAUUAAGCAGCUGAAACGCUUGAACCAGGUCAUCUUUCCUGUCAGCUACAACGACAAGUUUUACAAAGAUGUGCUGGAAGUUGGAGAACUUGCGAAGUUAGCGUACUUUAAUGACAUUGCAGUGGGAGCUGUAUGCUGCAGAGUGGACCACUCUCAGAAUCAGAAGAGACUGUACAUCAUGACACUUGGUUGUCUAGCACCCUACCGUAGACUUGGAAUUGGUACAAAGAUGCUCAAUCAUGUGCUAAACAUCUGUGAGAAGGAUGGAACUUUUGACAACAUUUACCUUCAUGUGCAGAUCAGCAACGAGUCAGCCAUUGACUUUUACCAAAAGUUUGGCUUUGAGAUCAUCGAAACAAAAAAGAAUUAUUACAAGAGGAUAGAGCCUGCAGAUGCCCAUGUGUUGCAGAAGAGUCUGCGUAGCCCAUGUGCACCCCCCACCGGAGAGCUUCAAAAGGCAGAGUAGGGGCACAGUUUUUGGAAAGAGCACAGGCGUGCCCGCCUCCACAGAAACAGAACUGUGACAAAUGCCCCAGGGUCGACACAUUCAACACUUUCUUCAAAGGACGCUAAAAAGAGAAAACAAGUUUAACAUACAAAAAUUGCUGCAUUUAUUUUACAAAAGGGUCCCCUUUGAUUUUGCAUAUUUUGCUCCCCUUUCUUUUUACAGAUAAUUGAAAAUGACAAAAAGUUCAGUAUCCAAAAGUGCUCCUAUUGACAGACUUGCCAACUUCAGACAGUUUUAGACAUGGUGGAGGGGGAGGGUGUGGUGUUUGAAAAUCAUACUGUUUUGUUUGAGUUGUUUUUUUUAUGCGGUUUUAAAAGUUAAUGGGGACAUAUCUAUACUGUUGAGCAAAGAAAACAGUUGGUUUGAAGCAGUAAAGUGUUUGAAAGACCAUCACUGACACAUAGUCCCAGGUGGUCAGCUUGGAGGGAUGCUUUCAGUUGUAACUUGGAACAGUUGCAACUCUGUUUCUGCACCACCUGAACCCUGGGAUCUACGGGAAAGGAGACUGACCAGUUUGUUGAUAUGUCAUGUUUGGAGGGAAAGUAUUCCCUUCGUACAGACUUAAAGAAGGCUGAGUGGUUUUGAGGUGGUGAGAAGACACGUUCACCUCUUAUAAUUUCUUAAAUAACUUUAUUUUUCAGCCUCUUAAUUUAAUUCCCCACACAACUGUUUCUGUUUUGUUUGUUUUUUUACAUUGAGAUGGCAAAUGGUUCAGAGGUUCUCCUGGGUUUACUGCUAAGAGCGAAAACAAGGAUUAAGAGGACCUGUCAAAAUAAAAUUGUACUGAACGUUCUCAUAGAUGGCACUCAACAGUGUCUUGAGGGCAAUAUGAAUUACAACAGAUUGGCUGUUUCAGGAUUGGAUUUGGGCAUUAUUUUUCAGUUGUAUAAUGAAGGUGUGUGAUAAGCUCAAGGACCGUUUAGAACUUUAAACACCUUUGGCACAUUAUGUAGCCAUCUCACAGAAAUGUUUUUUCAAACUUCCUGCCACAGGCAGCCUCUGUUGUUACAUACAAUACACCUUCAUUCUAUUUCAAACCUCAGCCAAAAGUUUGGGAGUUUUGGUAUGAUCUCUUGAAUAGUGUAUUACCCAGAGGAAACUCUGACCCCUCUGCAUGCAAGGAGAGCUGUGUCCUCUCCACUGUAGUAUAAGCAUGUUUUACCUUUCUUUGAAGAAUUUUAUCUUUUCUGGAGCUCUAUAUUGUAAGACUUUUUAACGUCUAAAUAAAGGAUUACUAUUUGCAGUAAAUGUCAAA